AUGCAUAAAUUUGCUGUCUUUCUCCUAAUUACCUUUCAUUUAGUCCUCUCAGUUGAGGGAAGACUGCUAAAAUCAUUGAGCAAAAAUGAUUCAAAGCAAGUAUUGCCACCCCCUACACCUACUAAAACCUCAGACUCCGUUGAAGGGUACGAAGAGGAUUUUAGACCCACUACACCCGGGAAUAGCCCUGGUGCUGGACAUUCAUUUGCAGGAGAUGAUGAAGCUAUUGUAGAACAAAAACCCGGCAAGCAUUCGAUUGAAGGAGAUAAAGAUGAUUUUCGACCCACCACACCAGGGAACAGCCCUGGUGCUGGACAUGCUUUCCAAGAAGAUGAUGAAGAUAUUGAAAGAAAAGCAGGAAGCUUUAGCAUGCAGGGCAAUGGUAAGCAUUCAAUUGCAGGAGCUAAAAAAGAUUUCCGACCCACCAACCCUGGACACAGCCCUGGUGUUGGUCAUGUUUACCCAAGCCAAAAUUCUGAACCAAAUGCAUAAAACAUGCAUGUAAAUGCCCCCCACAAGCAACGAUGAAUGGGUCAUAGAUUAAGA
This is a messenger RNA of Hibiscus syriacus, 546 nucleotides long. Its product is annotated as precursor of CEP9-like. The transcript has a single exon. Gene Ontology annotation, cellular component: extracellular region. Gene Ontology annotation, biological process: root development; regulation of root development; regulation of leaf morphogenesis. Gene Ontology annotation, molecular function: hormone activity. The record is from RefSeq and is a predicted model, not a curated record. NCBI's taxonomy places the organism in Eukaryota, Viridiplantae, Streptophyta, Magnoliopsida, Malvales, Malvaceae. The coding region runs from base 1 to 492 and encodes 163 amino acids.